AUGUGGGCGGCUGGCCGGGCCGCCGCUGAGAGGAGGGGCCUCCGAGGGAGGGUCAGCGCAGCCGGCUCAGGUUACCAGAAGCUGAAGACAGGAAGAUUUAGCGAGGGAGCCGGGACCAGCACAGUGUGCUGUUUGUCCGCCUUUGAAACCGGAGGCCGAGCGGCGGGGGCGGGGAGCGGGCGGGAGGCCGCGGACACUCGGGUGAAUUAUCGCUCCGUUCGGGUUCUGACUUCCAAGGCUCUGGCCGCCCUCCCCCGGCCCCAGCUCCUGUUUCUCCAGUGGGCUGGCGCGGGGCCGCCGCACCCGGCGCGGCUCCUCCGCCCACAAACAAGCUCCGAUUGUACGGCGGGCGAGCGCGCCAGCCCGGGGCUGGGAGGUGGGUGGGGGUCCGCGGGCGGGCCGGGGUCCCGGCGCGGGCAGGUGCAGCGCGGGGCUCGACGGCAAGGGCUCUGGCGGGCAGGGAGCGUUGGCGAGGCCCCGACGGGGGUGGGGAUCGCCAGGCGCCCAGCUCACCUGCAGCGCCGCGCCUGGAAGCGUUUAGCGCGAGAGGGCGCGCCCAGCGCGAGGCUCCCCCGCCCGGCGGCCGCCCGCUGGGCCUGGCCCGCGCCCCGCGCCCUUGGCACAGCCGUGGCCGCCGCGCCGCCUCCGGAAGGCCGGUUUCCCGGAAAGGCCCGAGGACGGCGGGGAAUCCGCGCAGAGGCCCUGGAGCCACCCCUCUCCUCCCCGAUCCCGCCCGAGGCGAGCUGGCGCGCUGGGGAAGCUGACGCCCGAGCCCCGGGCUGCGCGCGAGGCCGGCGCCGGUCUAGGGCACAGUCCCAGGGAGAGGGACCUCCCCCGUGUCCUUCUAGGGGUCCCCAUUCCUGCGAGCCCCGAGCCCGGGGGCCUGGCCCGGGACCCCCGGGGGCUGGCCCUCCCGGCAGCCGCGCACUCCCUGCCGGGGGCUCGUCGCCCCGCCGUCCGCCCGCCUUCCCCGGCCGAGCGCCCGGCCCCAGCACGCACAGGGUUAAGCAGGAGCAGGUGUGUCGCCAGAUGCCGCUCACCACCCCUCUCCCCCGCAGCCCCGUCGGCCUCCUCCUCCGCCCACCCGCUCAGAACCAAACAGUCCCAAAUAAAAGUGCUAUUGUUGCCUUUCCCCACCCCCGUCGCUGCCCCGCCACCUGGAGCGGGGCCCGGUCCCCUCUUCACCUGCCCCGGGGCCGGCCGGGGGGAGGGGAAGUGGGGCCUCCGAGCGGGGACUUCCGCUCCCCCUGGGCCUCCAGCGUCCCCGCCCCCAGCGCUCCCAGCACCGACCCCUGGGUUAAGGCCGGGGGGCGGGGGACGUGGUUUUGGGGGGAGGGAGACUCCUGCGCGCUCCGGGAGGGUUCUGUCCUUGGGCCACCCAUCUUCUGCCCCGUCACGAGGAUGGAGUGGCGCCAAGGGAUUCGGAUUCUAGGCCUUCAACUUGGAGAAGCAAGAGCAGAGUCGUCGGCGCGAGAGCAUCAAGGCUACGCCCUGAGGUCAGGACAGCCGGGCGUGGCGGCAUCCCCUCGGGCCCUCGCCGCCACGUGCGCGUUCCGUCGGGCUGCCGCGAAAGGCCGGCACCCCAGGGAGUCCAGAUGGGAGGCAGAGUGCAGCCUGGGGGGUCGGCCCUGCGCCUCUGUGGCCCAUGUCUCUGAGCCCUGCCUCUGCGGGUGCAGCCUGAGGACCAAGGCCGUGCUGCACCCUCGGCCCCCUCCCGUCUCCCACCCAGCCUCUCGGGUGCUCCCCAACUUGUCAUCCGGAAGGAAGCAGCUGUCUUCUCCAGGGACUGCAUUCAAGUCUCAGUUCUCCCAGAAUGCUCCGAAGCCCAAGGUGAGCGCCAAGUCCCAGCUGGCCUCUGGGGACAGGUCAAGAGCUUCCUGCAGUGCCACACCACUAUGCAGGCUGGUACCCGUGGGCAUGUGGCCUCGGGGAUUUCUUAACCCGCUCUCCAAGUCCUGGCCAGAGGAGCCCCUGCACACCUAUAUCCCACCGGGAGGGAGCCACUUCCUCAGCCUGGAAGCCCUGUCCCCUGUGAUGUCACUUGUGGAGGGUGACAAAGCCCGGUCCUCUCCACCAUUCUCUUUUAAAUAA
Molecule: messenger RNA, 2091 nt
Organism: Rangifer tarandus platyrhynchus (Svalbard reindeer)
Lineage: Eukaryota; Metazoa; Chordata; Mammalia; Artiodactyla; Cervidae
Source: the annotation of a GenBank genome assembly